AGCUAUCUCUCAAGGAGACAACCAGAACUGUCCUGCUCCAGUCUGCCUCUGAACAGCUCCGGGCACUCUGUGCAGCAAGGGGCUCAAGAGAUGACAGGCACCUAGACUCAAUCUACCCCCAACUUUGGGGGCCAGGAGACAGCCAUGAUGCUCAACUGGAAGCUGCUGGGGAUCCUGGUCCUUUACCUGUGUGCCGGAGGCAUCUCAGGCAGUGGAGAGCACCCCCCUCCCCCACCCACAGAGGCUGGAGAGGAGGAGGGCUCCCCAACAUUGCCUCAGGGGCCCCCCAUCCCUGGUGAUCCCUGGCCAGGAGCACCCCCUCUCUUUGAGGACCCUCCACCUCCAGGCCCCAGUCGUCCCUCAAGAGACCUGCCAGAAUCUGGAGUCUGGCCUCCUGAGCCCCCGAAAACCGAUCCCCCUCAACCUCCCCGGCCUGAUGACCCCUGGCCAGCAGGACCCCAGCCUCCAGAAAACCCCUGGCCUCCUGCCCCUGAAGUGGACCAUGGAUCUCAAGAGGAGCCAGACCUUGACCCACCGCAGGAAGAGUACAGAUAAAGGGAUUUCCCCCACAGGCAUCCUGGGCCUCCAGGCAGAGUGCCUCUCAAGCUUAUUUGUACCAUUCUGAUUCCUCUUCAAUUCUUCCACCAGCCUCAAUUUCCUUCCUCAUUCCUUCAAUUUUAUUCUGAACUCUGAAAGUGUCAUUCUCAAUAUUUUACGUCCAUUCUUGAGAUCCACUCCACAUUUUCCCUCCUUUUUUCUCUGACAGCUAAAGCAUACACCCCUACCUCAUGUCCUGUCCUCUCCCCUCUACCUGCUUCCCACCUCCUCCCUCUUCCCCACCCCUGGGGCUUCUGGAGCUAGACUGGCGGCGCUUUGUUCUCUGCUGCCACCUGGUGGCUUAUAGCUGGGAACUAUCAGGAGACCCUGACCCCACUUCCAUGAAAUGGAAAAAUAAA
Messenger RNA from Lutra lutra (Eurasian river otter), 956 nucleotides. RefSeq names its product psoriasis susceptibility 1 candidate 2 (gene PSORS1C2). The record is from RefSeq and is a predicted model, not a curated record. Lineage: Eukaryota; Metazoa; Chordata; Mammalia; Carnivora; Mustelidae. The transcript has 4 exons. The coding region runs from base 145 to 555 and encodes 136 amino acids.